Molecule: messenger RNA, 999 nt
Organism: Emys orbicularis (European pond turtle)
Lineage: Eukaryota; Metazoa; Chordata; Testudines; Emydidae
Product: olfactory receptor 52R1-like
Exons: 1
Coding region: 1-999 (332 amino acids)
Biological process (GO): G protein-coupled receptor signaling pathway
Cellular component (GO): plasma membrane
Molecular function (GO): olfactory receptor activity; G protein-coupled receptor activity
Source: RefSeq, a predicted model, not a curated record
AUGCACGAGAAACCGUUCUGCUUCAGUAUUGGUCACCUUCUCCCCUACUCCAUGUCAGAUUCCAACACAACCGACAUCACCAAUUCCUCUACCUUCAUCCUGCUGGGCAUUCCUGGCCUGGAGAUGGCCCAUGUCUGGAUCUCCAUCCCCUUCUGCACCAUGUACGCCAUAGCCAUCUUGGGAAACUUCACUAUCCUGUUCAUCGUGAAGAGGGAGCCGAGUCUCCAUGGGCCCAUGUACUAUUUCCUCUGCAUGCUGGCCGUCACUGACCUGGUCCUGUGCACAUCCAUUAUGCCCAAAACGCUGAGCAUCUUCUGGUUCAGUUACAGGGAGAUCAGUUUCAGUGCUUGCCUCACCCAGAUGUACUUCCUUCACUGCUUCUCAGUGAUGGAGUCUGGGAUCUUUGUGGCCAUGGCUUUGGAUCGCUACGUGGCCAUCUGUGAUCCCUUGAGACAUUCCACUAUCCUGACAAACCCUGUGGUAGCCAAGAUCGGCCUGGCCGUGAUGCUGCGCGGUGGCAUCUUUGUACUGCCUUAUCUUCUCCUGGCAAGGUGGUGGCCAUAUUGCAGUAACAAAAUCAUCCCCCACACGCACUGUGAGCACAUGGCCGUGGUGAAGCUGGCCUGUGCAGACACCCGCCUCAGUAAUUACUACGGCCUCUUUGUGCUAUUCUCUGUGAUUGGUCUGGAUGUGUUUUUUAUCACCGUGUCCUAUACCCAGAUCCUCAGAGCAAUCUUCAGCCUCCCCACAAAGGACGCCCGGCUGAAGACUUUGGGGACCUGCAGCUCCCACCUCUGUGCCAUCUUAGCCUUUUACAUCUCAGCUCUCUUCUCCUCCCUCACGUACCGAUUUGGGCAUAAUGUGGACCAGCAUUUCCAUGUUCUUAUUGCCAACGUGUACCUCUUAGUGCCCCCCAUGCUAAACCCCAUCAUUUAUGGGGUUAGGACCAAACAGAUCUGGGACAGGCUGCUCCGGCUCUUUACUCAUAGAGGGACCUAA